Lachancea thermotolerans CBS 6340 is the source of this 1332-nucleotide messenger RNA. RefSeq names its product FG-nucleoporin NUP60 (gene NUP60). The transcript has a single exon. Bases 1 to 1332 code for a protein of 443 amino acids. Gene Ontology annotation, cellular component: nuclear pore nuclear basket; nuclear pore. Gene Ontology annotation, biological process: mRNA export from nucleus in response to heat stress; intracellular mRNA localization; NLS-bearing protein import into nucleus. Gene Ontology annotation, molecular function: structural constituent of nuclear pore. NCBI's taxonomy places the organism in Eukaryota, Fungi, Ascomycota, Saccharomycetes, Saccharomycetales, Saccharomycetaceae. The record is from RefSeq and is a predicted model, not a curated record.
AUGAAUGCAAAACUAGAACCUAACUCCAAUGACAACAAUCUAGGAGACACGGAGGAAGCCAAAUUGCCAAACUUGACUUUGGCACAGUUUUUUCGCGAAAAAGGUGACGAGCCCUUGAGUGAGAUUGAAUAUGAAGGCGUCCUAUCUCUUAUUAAAAGGAGCAAGAGUGCAUCGCUGGUAGAAGAUACUCAGAAUGCCCUUAUGGCGGGGAAUAACUCUUCUGAGCUAUCUUCUGCAGUCUUGAAGCCUUCUUCCGUUCGCGAAGCAUCGUUGAAGGCUCCCUCGUUCAGGCCAAAAUAUGAUGAGUUCGCUUCCACAGCGAACACCUCCCUUCGAAGUGUUGUAUCCGCGGGCUCAAGGAAGAGCCGGGUUUUUGAUUACUCGAGCCUGCCGUCACCAUACAGGUCUUGUUCGUACAGACACAGUACCACUGAUGCUAUACUUGCGCAAAAAAACACUGCUGGCCUCGAAAGCUCGGGAGCAGAUGCCUUUAGUACAUCAUCAGACAAAAUGAGCAACACGGCCUCUGCUCUUAUAUCUUUGUUAGAUUCAAGAGAGGCAAAAUCUGAAGCUUCAGGGCUUGCAAAUCCGUAUUCAACGCGCGUAUCAGAGUUCAAGAGGUACCGGAGAGACCCUGAAAGCGACAGGUUUGUCCCACACACACCCUCAAAGGCCAAUGGUGCGAGUUCGCCUGCCCAUUCCAUAGCCUUGAGUGAGAUUCAAAAUAACGAGAACAAAGAAGCCGAGACUACCGAAAAACCAACCAAUCAGCAGUUCACCAAGUAUCGGCCUGCGAAAGCAUCAUCACUUCGCACCACAGUUUCUGCGAAGAAGUCUCCGGGGGCAGAAUCUUCCAAGCCCCUCGGAUCUGUACCCCAUUUGCAGGAGACUGAUGCCCCUGUUGUACCCAAAUCUUCAUUCGGCUUCUCUUAUCCCGCGCUAGCUAUGUCUUUUGACAAGAGCAGCAGAAAUGCAAAUUCAGCCAAUAGCACCGGAAAAAUGGCUGCUGGGGUGUCUGAAGAAGGAACAGAAACAAAACCUGCUAGUUCCAUGAACACUAAAACUACUCCAAGUUUUAACUUCAGCCAGCAGCUCGGAGCAAGAAAGGCUAACUCUCCAGCGCAGACAUCGCUGGCUGCGUUUGCCAAAGAAAGUGACCAAAGUUCCGCCCGUAAGGCAAAUGAAGGCCAGUCUUCGAGAGAAUUACAGAGUGCGUUUUCUAACAACGAGCCGCUUCAGUUUGACUUCUCCGCUCCACCUGCAUCUGGCAUAGACCCGGCGUCGAUUGACGAGGAGUUGGUUCAAAAGUCAAGAAAUAUAUACGUCUUCUAG